CUGACCGGGCUGUGAAUGAGACAGGAGUUCCCAAUUAUACCUGUUCGCACCAUUUGGCCCCAUUGACUGCUGUUUUACAUUGGCUGCAUGAGCUCCUGUUCAAGCUCUUGUAACCUAUCGUAAGCCAGGCCUUGGAAUCUAUCUGAUCCUUAAUAUGUCCCAGGAACUAAAACCGGGCUUGGCUGGCUCGCUGUUGGUUGAUGCAAGGCUGUCUCAGGAAUUUGCAGAGAGCUGCCCGUCAUGCAGUGUACCUACAUAAAACCGCCCUUUGCCCUGGGUGAUUUGCAUCUUACUCGUGUGUCCCUAUUAUUGCCAUCCUAAUCCUGUGCUGCGCACAGUGUCAUUCCUUCACACCUCAAUUACUCUUUUACUUUGACGAGACAUAUCAUUUUUUUCUGUGUCGUCAAUUACAUUCCUUAUUUUUACCAGCUCAAUCCGUCUUGACAGCAAUAUGGUCUCAAUCUCAAAGCUCGUCACUGCUGCCCUGGUGGCAGCCUCAGCCGCAGCCUCCUCCAGCAAGCGUGGUGCAGCCUACAAUGAUGCGUCGCUUGUCCGUACCCUAGCGAAAAGCAAGUCUGGAAGUAUGUCGUGGUCAUACAAUUGGGACAUGAAGAAGAACGGGAACAUGCCAUCGGGCGUUGAAUUCGUGCCAAUGCUCUGGGGCACUGACUCGGUGGAUGACUGGGAUUCUGCGGUAAAGACUGCAUUGAAGGAUGGCAGCAAACAUAUCUUGGGUUUCAACGAACCGGACAACGCAUCGCAGGCCAACAUUGGUGCCUCUAAGGCUGCUACCUUGUACAAGAAGUAUAUCACCCCGUACGGAGAUCGCGUCAAGCUCGUCAGUCCGGCCAUCACUUCCUCCACUCAGUCCGGCGAGGGCCUCAGCUGGUUCAAGACCUUCAUGAGCGAUUGCAAGAGCUGCAACAUCUCCGCUAUGGCUGUCCACUGGUACGGUGGGUCAUUUGCUCAGCUCGAGUCGUACAUGAAGGAGGCUAUCGAGGCUGCCUCGAAGUAUGAUAUUGACGAGGUCUGGCUUACUGAAUUUGCCCUUGACACCGACACCAACGGCAUCACCAACGAGUCCACGGCUGAGACCUUCCUUGAGAAAUCGAUCGAGUGGAUGGACUCCCACCCCAAGGUGGGCCGUUACGCUUACUUCUAUACCGCAAACAAUUUUUUGCUUACCAGUGGAUCGGUCAACGCCCUGGGCAAGGUUUACGUUUCGUCCUCUUCGUCCUCUUCUUCUAGCUCUGAGACCUCGUCGACUAAAUCUUCGACCAAGACUUCAACCAAGACCUCGACGAAAACUUCUACGAAGACAUCGACCAAGGCUUCCACAAAGACCUCAUCAAAGACGAAGACCACAGAAACUUCCAAGUCCACCAGUACCAAAUCUGCCCACACGACUAAGACUGCAGAGUCAACCAAGACGGUCAAGACCACCAAAUUUGUCACGUCCACCAAGACUGCAACCCACACCAAGACAGCUUCUAUUACACCGCAGGCUGCGUGGAGCUCGGUACCCACAAAGUCGGCUUACGGAUGGUAGGCUGCUGCUUGCCUGUCACACGUAUAGAUAUCUCGUUGGAUUUGGGACGUCAUGCUCCACGUUCUGGUUGUAUUUGGCUUCCUUCCGCUUCACUUAUG
This is a messenger RNA of Aspergillus eucalypticola CBS 122712, 1647 nucleotides long. RefSeq names its product glycoside hydrolase family protein. Gene Ontology annotation, cellular component: fungal-type cell wall. The coding region runs from base 452 to 1549 and encodes 365 amino acids. The record is from RefSeq and is a predicted model, not a curated record. NCBI's taxonomy places the organism in Eukaryota, Fungi, Ascomycota, Eurotiomycetes, Eurotiales, Aspergillaceae. Gene Ontology annotation, biological process: fungal-type cell wall polysaccharide metabolic process. The transcript has a single exon.